UCUUACCUCCACCAUAAAUCCAUCCCUCUGUGUAGGUUCAGUGAUGGCCGCUGGCCCCGUACGUCUUACCUCCACCAUAAAUCCAUCCCUCUGUGUAGGUUCAGUAAUGGCCGCUGGCCCCGUACGUCUUGCCUCCAUCAUAAAUCCAUCCCUCGGUGUAGGUGCAAUGAUGGCCGCUGGCCCCGUAACGUCUUACCUCCACCAUAAAUCCAUCCCUCUGUGUAGGUUCAGUAAUGGCCGCUGGCCCCGUACGUCUUACCUCCAUCAUAAAUCCAUACCUCGGUGACCAAUCGGUAAAUAGCCUAUGGUGCCAGGCUGCAGCACUGAUGC
Molecule: messenger RNA, 330 nt
Organism: Staurois parvus
Lineage: Eukaryota; Metazoa; Chordata; Amphibia; Anura; Ranidae
Source: the annotation of a GenBank genome assembly